AUGUUCGGGGCUCCCCAGAGCCGGGAGGAGCCGGCGCAUCCCGGCCGGGCUGGCUGGGAAGGGGCUCUGGCUUCUCCCCGCAGGUCUCUGGAGCCCCUGGAGCCCGAGGGUCCCUCCCCUGCCAUGCUCAGCACGUUCCUGUCCCCCGUGGCCAGCGCUUCGCUCGACCCCCCCGAGCAUUUCCCGCUGCGGAAAACAGCGUCCGAGCCCAACCUGAAGGUGCGGUGCAAGCCCAGGAAGUGCCUGGACCGGCGCAAGAACCCCCUGACCCGCAAGGAGAGCGCGCCCCCCUCGCUGAAGAGGCGCCCGCCCGAGGCCAUCGGUGAGGAGGGACCGGGGUCCCUGUGUCACCUCUGUGUGCCCGGGGUCGCUGUGUCACCUCCGUGUGCCCGGGGUCCCUGUGUCACCUCUGUGUGCCCGGGGUCCCUGUGUCACCUCUCUGGGGACGCUGGCCCAGCCCCUGACGCUGUCCUGUGUCCCCAGGCCUUGCUGUGGGACUCGUUCCAGCGGGUGCAGCAGCAGCUCCUCAAGCGCCAGCCCUUGGCCGACCCCCCCGUGGUGCCCCCCGGCCACCGACCCCUGUCCAGGGCCCAAUCGUCCCCGGCCACGGCCAGCGCGUCCCUCCCUGCCCAGGACACCAAGGCUCUGGCCCUGCCCGUGCAGGAGCCCCAGCCACACUUCACCACAGGGCUGGUUUACGACUCGGUGAUGCUGAAGCACCAAUGCUCCUGUGGAGACAACAGCAACCACCCCGAGCACGCCGGGAGGAUCCAGAGCAUCUGGUCCCGGCUGCAGGAGCGGGGCCUGCGCAGCCGCUGCGAGUGCCUGCGGGGCCGCAAGGCCACCCUGGAGGAGCUGCAGUGCGUCCACAGCGAGCGCCACGUCCUCCUCUACGGCACCAACCCCCUCAACCGCCUCAAACUGGACAAUGGGAAGCUGGCAGGGAUCUUGUCCCAGAGGACGUUUGUGAUGCUGCCCUGCGGAGGGGUGGGGGUGGACAGUGACACCAUCUGGAACGAGCUGCACUCGUCCAACGCUGCCCGCUGGGCGGCCGGCAGCGUCACCGAGCUGGCCUUCAAGGUGGCCACCAGGGAGCUGAAGAACGGUUUUGCCGUGGUGCGGCCGCCCGGACACCACGCAGACCCUUCCACGGCCAUGGGAUUCUGCUUCUUUAACUCCGUGGCCAUCGCAGCCCGGCAGCUGCAGCAGAAGGGGAAGCUCAGCAAGAUCCUCAUCGUGGACUGGGACGUUCACCACGGCAACGGGACCCAGCAGAUUUUCUACCGGGACCCCGAGGUUCUCUACAUCUCCCUGCACCGCCACGACGACGGGAAUUUCUUCCCGGGCAGCGGAGCCGCCGACGAGGUGGGCGCUGGCCCCGGCGAGGGCUUCAACGUCAACGUGGCCUGGGCUGGGGGGCUCGACCCCCCCAUGGGGGACCCCGAGUACCUGGCUGCCUUCAGGACCGUGGUGAUGCCGAUUGCCCAGGAGUUCUGCCCCGAUGUGGUGCUGGUCUCAGCCGGCUUCGACGCGGCCGAGGGCCACCCGCCCCCCCUGGGUGGCUACAAAGUCUCUGCCAAGUGUUUUGGCUACAUGACCAAGCAGCUGAUGAGCCUGGCCGGGGGGGCCGUGGUGCUGGCGCUGGAGGGGGGCCACGACCUCACGGCCAUUUGUGACGCAUCCGAGGCCUGCGUGUCCGCCCUGCUGGGCCACGAGGUGAGAGCCAGUGUCCCCCAGUGA
Messenger RNA from Cyanistes caeruleus (blue tit), 1740 nucleotides. The record is from RefSeq and is a predicted model, not a curated record. Lineage: Eukaryota; Metazoa; Chordata; Aves; Passeriformes; Paridae.